This is a messenger RNA of Emericellopsis cladophorae, 678 nucleotides long. RefSeq names its product putative uridine kinase-like protein. The transcript is spliced from 2 exons. NCBI's taxonomy places the organism in Eukaryota, Fungi, Ascomycota, Sordariomycetes, Hypocreales, Bionectriaceae. Gene Ontology annotation, cellular component: cytoplasm. Bases 1 to 678 code for a protein of 225 amino acids. The record is from RefSeq and is a predicted model, not a curated record.
AUGGAGACCCAAACUCAAAAGCUGGUGGACAAGGUCCUCAAGAAACUCCAGGAUCUGCCCUCAGAUAAGCGCCUCCCAGGUAUUCCAGGCUCAGGAAAGACAACUCUGGCCAGUGUCGUCGAAAAGUCCGUCAACGAGGCCCUGGACGAUCCUCGAAUCGCCCAGGCCAUUUCUAUGGACGGUUACCAUCUGACGCGGAAGCAACUCUCCGCUAUGCCAAAUGCCGAGGAGGCGCACGCGCGUCGGGGCGCGGCGUUCACGUUCGACGCGGAUGCCUACUUGGAUCUAGUGAUUGAUCUCAGAAACCCCCCUACUAAGGCGAUUGUAGCUCCGACAUUCGAUCACAGACGGAAAGACCCCAUUCCGGGAGACAUCUAUAUCGGUAGGGAGAACCGAGUGAUCAUUGUGGAGGGUAAUUACGUUGCGUUGAACGAACCCUUGUGGAAGGACGCAAAGGCUCUGUUUGACGAGGUGUGGUUUGUCGAGGUCGACUUUGAAGUAGCGAGGCGACGGCUGAGAGAACGGCACGUACGCGCCGGCAUUGUGUCCACCCUGGAAGAAGGCGAUAAGAGGGCGUUGGAGAAUGAUCUUGUCAACGGCCAAGAGAUCCUGGACAAGAGGUUGCCUGUCGACGAGGUCAUACAGAGCAACGAAGAUGGGCAAUGGGUACAUGAAUAG